AUGUUGCCCGAAGUAGACGAGACCGUGGCGCUUUGCAAGGCCGAACGGAUACGUGUUCUUGUCGAACCUCAGUAUUAUGCUUCUGUAAAGGGACCCACACGACGCUUUCUUGUACAGUCGGACCGAGUAGGGGAAUUCCGAACGGUCGCCAUGAGCGUGUCCUUACUACCGGCCUAUCAAAGGAAUGACCCUAGCGUCAGAAAAAAAGUCCUAAACAAGUCCUAA
Molecule: messenger RNA, 225 nt
Organism: Laccaria bicolor S238N-H82
Lineage: Eukaryota; Fungi; Basidiomycota; Agaricomycetes; Agaricales; Hydnangiaceae
Exons: 1
Coding region: 1-225 (74 amino acids)
Source: RefSeq, a predicted model, not a curated record